AUGCAUCCAUCCUGCUACGCUCGCCCGUUUGUCCGUCUCUGCUCCUCGUUCGUGGGAUCGCAGUUGCCUGAGUCAUUAAGAUUAUCCCUCCGUCCUCGCCUCUUCUCCAGCAUGGCCUUGGCAUCCACCACGCCGCGUGAUCCGAACACGCUGAGCAACUACAACAACUGGCGCUCCACCCACAUCACCGCCAACUUCGACAUCCUCUUCGACCAGAAGAAGCUGGUCGGCAAUGUCGUCCACCAGUUCAAGUCCACCACCGAUGCCCAGUCGCGUGAGAUCAUCUUAGACACCCGCCAUCUCGACAUCAGCGCGGUUAAGGUGGAUGGCCAGCCCUCCCAGUGGGAACUGCUGCCCGCGCUGGCCCCCUUUGGCACCCCACUCAAGAUCACCCUUGAGAAGGGCGUCGAGCUCAAUGGCACCGUUGAAGUGGAUAUUGCCGUGCAAACCACGGACCAGUGCACGGCCCUGCAGUGGCUCACCCCGACCCAAACGUCCAACAAGAAACAUCCGUAUAUGUUCUCUCAAUGCCAGGCCAUCCAUGCGCGGUCCAUCUUCCCCUGCCAGGAUACCCCCGACGUCAAGAGCACGUUUGACUUCAACAUCACGUCUCCGCUCCCGGUCAUGACUAGUGGCCUGCCCAUCCGGCAGUCGUCCCUGACCUCCCAGUCGGGAAAUCAGCUGUACCGAUUCCACCAGUCGGUUCCGAUUCCCAGCUAUCUAUUUGCCAUUGCGUCUGGUGAUGUCGCCGAGGCCCCCAUUGGUCCGCGCAGUGUCGUGGCCACUAGCCCGGACAAGCUGGACGAGUGCAAGUGGGAGCUAGAGGCCGAUACAGAGAACUUCAUCAACACCAUCGAGAAAAUUGUGUAUCCUUACGUCUGGGGCGAGUAUAACGUUCUGAUUCUGCCGCCCAGUUUCCCCUAUGGUGGUAUGGAGAACCCGAUCUUCACCUUCGCGACUCCCAGUAUUAUCUCCAAGGACCGUGAGAAUGUUGAUGUCAUUGCCCACGAGCUGGCGCACAGCUGGAGUGGCAACUUAGUGACGAACUGCUCGUGGGAGCAUUUCUGGCUGAACGAGGGUUGGACGGUCUACUUGGAGCGUCGGGUAUGUAUCAGCGCUAGCGUCCCUGGGCUUGUCAGAUCGACUAACAGAUGCAUAGAUUUUGGCUGCUGUGUACGUACUGGGGAUGGAUCUGCUCACGUGGGUGGUACUGACUUCUGCAGGCAUGGCGAGGCCUACCGCCACUUUUCGGCCAUCAUCGGCUGGAAGGCUCUCAAAGACUCGGUGGAGCAUUUCGGCGCCGACCACGAGUUCACCAAGCUGAUCACGGACCUGAAGGGCAAGGACCCGGACGAUGCUUUCUCGAGCGUCCCCUACGAGAAGGGCUUCAACUUCCUGUUCCAUCUGGAGAACUUGGUGGGCAAGCCGAAGUUUGACAAAUUCAUUCCUCACUACUUCACCACCUUCAAGUGCAAAUCCCUGGACUCGUACGAAUUCAAGGCAACCAUCCUGGACUUCUUCCAGUCCGACGCCGAGGCCUCCAAGCUCUUGAAUGAGCUGGACUGGGACAAAUGGUUCUACGCACCCGGACUACCCCCCAAGCCGGACUUCGACACCUCCAUGGUGGACGUGGUGUACGCGCUCGCCAAGAAAUGGGAGUCUCUCCCCGACUCCUCCUUCAAGCCGCAGGCCAGCGAUCUAGAGGGCCUGGCAGCGAACCAGAUCCUGGUCUUCUUGGAGCAGAUUCUGUUGUGGGAGAAACCACUCAGCCCGGAGUUGUCCAAGCUGAUGGGCGAGGUAUACGGGCUGUCCCAGAGCGCGAACAUCGAGGUGGCCAACCUGUACCUGCAAGUCGGUAUGAAGGCCGGUGACGAGAGCGUCAUCGAGCCCACCACCGAGCUGCUGGGCCGCAUCGGACGCAUGAAAUUCGUGCGACCUUUGUUCCGCAACCUGCAGAAGAUUAACCGCCCCGUUGCCCUGGAGACCUUUGAGAAGUACAAGGACUUCUACCACCCAAUUUGCCGGGCGAUGGUUGAGAAAGACCUGUUUGGUAAGAAGUGA
Penicillium canariense is the source of this 2061-nucleotide messenger RNA. Its product is annotated as bifunctional aminopeptidase/epoxide hydrolase. The transcript is spliced from 7 exons. Gene Ontology annotation, molecular function: aminopeptidase activity; zinc ion binding; epoxide hydrolase activity. Gene Ontology annotation, biological process: proteolysis. Gene Ontology annotation, cellular component: cytosol. The record is from RefSeq and is a predicted model, not a curated record. The coding region runs from base 1 to 2061 and encodes 686 amino acids. NCBI's taxonomy places the organism in Eukaryota, Fungi, Ascomycota, Eurotiomycetes, Eurotiales, Aspergillaceae.